Molecule: messenger RNA, 1723 nt
Organism: Patella vulgata (common limpet)
Lineage: Eukaryota; Metazoa; Mollusca; Gastropoda; Patellidae
Product: dual specificity mitogen-activated protein kinase kinase 6
Exons: 1
Coding region: 177-1181 (334 amino acids)
Biological process (GO): protein phosphorylation; stress-activated MAPK cascade
Molecular function (GO): ATP binding; MAP kinase kinase activity
Source: RefSeq, a predicted model, not a curated record
AUUAAUAGUCAUAAUCAGGUGAGACAACAUUGAGCAGUCUGGAUGUUCGCUGCUUCAUUAUUUACCGUGAUUCAUGGGUAAAUACGCCAAGUAAAAGCUCUAUGAUUACGACAUUUGGUGUGGGUAAUCGUUGAUAUUCGUUGCUAAAUACACUAAGUAAAGGAGAAUCUGUGAAUAUGCCACGGUCAAAUGGAUCGGGUAGACCCCGUUUAUCUAAACUAGCUGUUUGUCGAGAUGUACUGGAAAUUCCUCAACUACCAAAGCCCAACAUGUCCACCCUGACGAUAGGGGGGCAUACAUACGAGUGCAAUGCUCAAUGUUUUAAAAGAAUUCGUCUUCUUGGACGCGGGGCGUAUGGUGUCGUGGAGGAAAUGCGACAUUUACCAAGUGGAGGUUUAAUUGCAGUAAAACAAAUUCAAUUUACAGUGAAUAAUAAAGAACAAAAACGUUUAUUAAUGGACUUGGAUAUUAAUAUGAGAAGUGGGUCAUGUCCUUACACGGUAGACUUUUAUGGAGCCUUAUUUCGCGAAGGUGAUAUGUGGAUAUGUAUGGAAGUUAUGGACGCCUCUUUGGAACAAAUAUAUAAAGCUAUUAAUUGCAAAGGAAAUAGAAUUCCUGAGCCCGUUUUAAAAAAUAUAGCAUUGUCCGUAGUUAAAGCUUUACAUUACCUCCAUUCGGAGUUACAAGUUAUCCAUAGAGAUGUUAAACCUUCUAAUAUACUGAUCAAUCGCAAAGGAGAGGUGAAGAUCUGUGAUUUUGGUAUUAGUGGACAUCUAAUCGAUUCCCUGGUACAUACCAAAGAUGCUGGCUGUCGACCAUAUAUGGGACCAGAACGCAUCAAUCCUGAAAAUGUUUCCGGGGGUUAUGAUAUAAGAUCAGAUGUGUGGAGUUUGGGUAUUACAAUGAUUGAGUUAGCCACAGGUGUCUUCCCAUACUCUACCUGGAGUACCCCAUUUGAGCAAAUUCGACAAGUAGUCAUGGAUGCUCCACCUAAAUUACCUGCAAAUGAAUUCUCCCCAGAAUUUGAAGAUUUUGUUACACAGUGUUUGCAGAAAGAUUACAAAAUGCGACCAAACUACACUCAAUUAAUGAAACAUCCAUUUUUGGUUUCAAAAUCUGACGUCUCGGAGGUGAAUAUGUCUGAUUUUGUAGAUGGGGUUUUAAAGACAUGUGCCGAUUGAAAAAAUGAACGUUUGUCAGAUGAAGAAUGCGUUUGGUAGUAAUUUCGGUUAUUAUCAGAUUUGAACACACUGACAUAGAAUGAAAGUAGAACUCCAUUUUAAACCAAACCUAGAGUGCAUUAGGCAAUCAUAAUAAAUCUUGCGGUAAGAUCAAAGAUGGCUUGUAAUACUUACAGAAAAAUAACAUAAAAGCUUCAUACCAUACUGUUAUUGUUAAUGAUAUUAUCGAUGAAGAUUUUAAGAAAGUGCUUCAGUGAUUAUUCGUAUUUUUGAUAUUAUCCAUAUAAAACAUUCAGCCUACCCGUAGUUCAUUUCUUCCAUAUAUCGGAUUGUCUUUAUCUCAGGAAUUGAUUUAUCCGAACAAUUUCACGGUCAAAUUGCACCAGGAAUUAUUGUACAUAUGAUUAGAAAUUAACUUGUUAUUAAUGUGUAUGAAAAUAUUUCAGUAUAGGACUCAAAGUAUUGUCUUAUUGUAUAUUAUAUUAUUGUAUAGGUCAGAUAUUAUAGUGUCCAAAAUAAUAAUAAUAAAAAAAACAAACAAC